Molecule: messenger RNA, 1656 nt
Organism: Alternaria arborescens
Lineage: Eukaryota; Fungi; Ascomycota; Dothideomycetes; Pleosporales; Pleosporaceae
Exons: 3
Coding region: 1-1656 (551 amino acids)
Biological process (GO): glucan catabolic process
Molecular function (GO): hydrolase activity, hydrolyzing O-glycosyl compounds
Source: RefSeq, a predicted model, not a curated record
AUGGCUAUCUUACAAACCCUCCUCACUGUCGCCUCAGUGGCUUCCCUCGCCACGGGCUACGAGCCCAAGGCGACAUACAAUGCAAGUAAUUUCUUCGACGAUAGCUCCUUCCGUUUCUACAACGGCUGGGACAAGUUCACUCAUGGUCUCGCUUUCUAUGUCUCCAAGGAAGAAGCAACUGAACUUGGACUUGCCCGUAUCGAAGACGGCAAGGUUCGUCUUGGGGUCGACACAAACCAGGUACUCACUCCAAAGGAGCCUGGUGAGGGCUAUGGCCGCAAGAGCAUACGACUGGAGGGAGUGCAGACGUUUGAUAAUGGGCUCUUCAUUGCCGAUUUUCAUCAUUUACCUAGUGGAUGUGGCAUGUGGCCUGCUCUCUGGCUUCUACACGAUAAUGCUGACCAAGAGGACUGGUACUCCGAGUUCGACAUUGUCGAAGGCGUCUCGAAGAAUAGUUGGAACGAGCUCAGCAUCCACACUGCUCAGACGCCAUGUAAGAUGCGGGAUAAUGGCGGUACCGGACAGACGCGCGACGACCUUGAGUGUUCGAGUGGUCACAACUGUGGAGUCAACGGUCCUGACGGCUCCUUCGGCCAGGCCUUCAAUGAUCGCCACGGCGGAGUUUGGGCAGCAGAGGUCAGCAAUGGUGGCAUCAAGGCCUGGUUCUUCGCUAGAGGCAGUGAGCCCUCGGGCUUGGACGGUGAUCAUCCCGAUCCUAGCAGAUGGGGCAAGCCUGUGAUGAACUUUGUUGGGGACGGCUGUGACAUCCAGAAGACGUUCAAGAAGAUGAAGAUCAUUCUCAAUAUUACCUUCUGUGGCAGGAAUGCGGGUGGCGAUACCUGGGCUGGCUACUCAGGUUGCGCAGCAGAAACCCACGACGACUCUUGUAACCACUUCGUUGCAGCUAACCCUGAUAAGCUCAAGGAAGUUUUCUAUCUUAUCAAUUCCGUGAGAGUUUACCAGAACGGCGCCGGCAGUGAUUACCCAAAGAACAGCCUCGCAUCCGAGAUAGCUCAAACAGUCCUCAACUCCACAACGACUGCAAAGCAAGCUGUCAUUCCAGUUGCAACUACUACCAUCACCACUUCGAACAACCUCAUGGCUUUGCCUACAACAGUGAUUCACGGUACUAACUGCGGCUCAUACGACCCGUCGACAUCUGCUACAACCCCAACCACUCUUGCCUCUUUCUACGGCAUGCGUCUUCCAGCGCCGGUUUCCGAGACAGACCCUGAAGUGAUUUUAAUAACAACUAUCGUCACGACAACGAAAAUCAUGACGCUGCGUGCGACUCGGACUGGUGGUGAUAAUUACAGCCCGUACGAGCCUUCCGCCUCGAGAACACUCGCCUCUUCCUACACUGGACAUCUCUCCGCGAUGGCUUCAGAGGCAGCUUCCAUGGCUAUCACAGUCACCACGGUCAUAACGGUAACGAAGGUCAUGUCUUUGCCUGCGACUUUGACUGGCGGCAACAACUACGGUCCUCAUGACCCAUCGACGGCGGCUGUCAAGCCUACUGGCACAACCAUUGGCGGCAUAAACUACGUUCCCUUUGAUCCGUCGGUUACGUCUAUCAAGCUCGUAGGCACAACCACUGGUGGCAUCAAUUAUAGCCCUUACGAUCCAUUGGCAACAUCCGCGCAGCUUGGUGUAUAA